This is a messenger RNA of Schistocerca nitens (vagrant locust), 810 nucleotides long. Its product is annotated as ras-related and estrogen-regulated growth inhibitor. Lineage: Eukaryota; Metazoa; Arthropoda; Insecta; Orthoptera; Acrididae. Gene Ontology annotation, molecular function: GTPase activity; GTP binding. The transcript has 6 exons. Bases 163 to 810 code for a protein of 215 amino acids. The record is from RefSeq and is a predicted model, not a curated record.
CAGCGGACCGCGAGUGCUGGAGUGGGUGGGGACAGCGGGCAGCGGACAGCGGACCAGGGCACACACAGCACGCCGGUAGGGCGCGGCGCGGCGCCAGGGCAGCGGCAGCAACAGAGUCGCGGCGCGGCCCCCCAUGCCGCAGCAGCAGCAGCCGCAGCCGCCAUGAACUCGAACGCGAUCCGCGGCAUCCGCCGCAAGAAGUCGUCGCUGUGCGAGGUCAAGAUCGCCGUGCUGGGGGCGGCCGCCGUCGGCAAGAGCGCACUGUCUGUACGCUUCAUCACCAGACGUUACAUAGGAGAAUAUGAUCACCAAACAGAAAAUAGAUACAAACAUGAGGCAAUGGUUGAUGGAGAACCAGUGCUGUUUGAAAUCCUAGACAUGUGUUCAAAGAAUGAAGAUGACCUUCCCAGCAGUGAAUCGUUACAGUGGGCAGAUGGGUACCUAUUGGUUUACUCUAUCACUGACAGACAUUCAUUCAACUUUGUGCGGAAGGUUAGACAGCAACUGCCUGGUGAUGCACCUAUGGCUCUUGUUGGAAACAAAGCAGACAUGGUACAUCUGCGCCAAGUUAGCACAGAUGAAGGUGAAAUCCUGGCAAAGGACUUUGAAUGCUGGUUUGGUGAAGUGACAGCAGCAGAGCAAGUAACCCAAGUAGCAGAUGCAUUCCAUGAGGUGUGUCGUGAAGUCCUUGGUCUGCGACGGCGCAGUAAGCAGUCACUACUGGACAGAGUCCUUGGUGGAAAAAGUACAGGUCUUGGACUACGUGCUUAUUCUCGGGGAAAAAGUGACAGUGCUCUUCCCAAGGACUGA